Molecule: messenger RNA, 2473 nt
Organism: Phalaenopsis equestris
Lineage: Eukaryota; Viridiplantae; Streptophyta; Magnoliopsida; Asparagales; Orchidaceae
Product: probable serine/threonine-protein kinase DDB_G0280111
Exons: 8
Coding region: 335-2092 (585 amino acids)
Biological process (GO): protein phosphorylation
Cellular component (GO): cytoplasm
Molecular function (GO): ATP binding; protein serine/threonine kinase activity
Source: RefSeq, a predicted model, not a curated record
UCUCUGCUUCCUUUCGCAUUUUUUUAAUCCGCCGAAGCGCUCCCUUGUCCGUUUCCACAAAACGAAAUGCUCGUCCUUUUCAUUCUCCUGCGUCAGAGAAUUCAUGCCCAGAUUCCUUACCAGCCUCCUCAUCUACAGGCUAGUAAUUUUCUCUCCAUCGACAUUCCUUCUUUCUUUUUUCUCAGAAGCAGGGAUCCGUGGUGCUUUUCGUUCUUUUUCUCUGCAAGGAUUUGUUCGAUUGCUGUUUAGUUAUUGCAUGUCUGCGCGAAUCAAUAAAGCCAAGAAACGGUCGCAUUUUUUCAGAAUAUAGAUGUAAUCAUUGGCCUUUCCGGACAUGUGGAAGUUCAAGCCAUUUAGUCACAGAGAAUCCACCAGCUUAGAAGGUCGUUCAAUAGAUGUAGGGAAUUUGAAAGUCCAUGUUAGAAAUCCAAUAGCAGAAGGACGAUUUUCUUGUGUUUACAUAGCUCGCGAUGCUGUACAUUCAAGUAGGCAGUAUGCUCUAAAGCAUGUUAUCUGUAAUGAUGGAGAAUCGCUAGAACUUAUGAUGAAGGAAAUAUCAGUUAUGAAAUUGUUAAAGGGACAACCAAAUAUUACUAAACUUAUGUCCUACGCCAUAAUGGAUAUGGGCAGGACAAAGGAAGUGCUACUUGUAAUGGAGUUCUGUGAACAGUCUUUAGUUACUUUCCUUGAAAAUGGAGCCUAUUCUUUUGAAGAAAAACACAUCCUUUUGUGCUUUAGGGAUGUGUGCAAUGCAGUGUUUGCCAUGCACUGCCAACAUCCGCCCAUUGCUCAUAGAGACCUAAAGGCUGAAAAUGUGCUUUUAGGAUCUGAUGGAGCCUGGAAACUCUGUGACUUUGGCAGCACUUCUUGGAAUCAUAAAUGCUUCACAAGACCCGAAGAAAUGGGAAUUGAAGAGGACAAUAUCAGAAAGCACACCACUCCUUCUUAUAGAGCUCCGGAGAUGUGGGAUCUUUACAGAAAGGAUGUUAUCAGUGAGAAGGUAGACAUCUGGGCUCUAGGAUGCCUUCUGUACCGAAUCUGCUACCUAAAAUCAGCAUUUGAUGGUGACUCUAAGCUGCAGAUCAUAAAUGUGAACUACCACAUUCCAGAUUUGCCAAGAUAUAGUGCACCCUUGAUAGGGCUAAUCAAGGAUAUGAUUCAAGGUUCUCCAGAUGCCAGGCCAGACAUCACGCAGGUAUGGUUUCGUGUCAAUGAGCUUCUGCCUUUGGAGUUGCAAAAGCAUCUACCUGACAGCCCUUUAUCAGCAAUUGAUGCUCACCCGCCUACUGUAAAGCUACAUCAGGAAGGUGUUACUAAAAGGGUUAAUACUGUUUCUCAAGGGAGCCCUUUUCCCAUUGCAUCUAAAGAACAUGGUAAACGUACCUCAGUCCCAUCCAAUAAGGAAAUGCAGCAGCCCAAGCCUUCCCCGUCCACUGCAAAAGCUAGCGGGUCUGUGGCUCAGAUUGGUUCAUUUUGGUCCACUUGUCAUGCGCGAGAUUCUAACAGUUCUUUGGGCUUUCAAGUGAAAAAGGAUAAAGCCCUUCCAAAUGAUGAUGUCCAUGAAGUCAUAGAGAAGAAGCAUACUUCUGGAAGGAUUAACCCAUUGAAUACCGAGAUGCAAGCAACGUCAUGGAACAAUUCUCUUGAUGCGCCUGUAGUUAUUCUUGAUACCAGUCAGCAAUGUAAUGGGAACAGUGGUAAAGUAAUUGGUGAAAAUAAGUCAGCCAUUGAAAAGCAGAGUUCAGAAGUGAAAAAUUUGAAGGACCAACUCAUGCAAGCAAAGUUGGAGAAGGCUGAAAUUGCCUCAAAGUAUGAGAAAAUGAUAGCUAUUUGUCAAUCACAAAGAAAGGAAAUCCAGGAGCUGAAACGUUCCCUUUCUGCAGUUACCACAUCCCUUUCAAACAAAGACAACUCAAAGAGCCAGAUCUCUCCUGCUAGCUUUCAACCUACAACUUUGCAAAAGGAUAAGUUCGACCCUAAUCUCUUGGAACUCGAGAAAGCGAUCCUUGCAAGCACCACGGCAGUUGCAGCACUUCCAGCACCUUCGGCACCCAUUCAUGAGGCCAAGCCAUGGCAAGCCUUCGACGAUUAACCAAAGCCAAUGCCCUUGCCAAGCAACACCUUGGGCUUGUUUUGGCCAACCAAUGGGGGGAUUUCACCAGGGUGAUUAUGUUACUGCCCAUUUUAACUCAGAGGUUCCCAGUACUGAUGCUUCUUCUUUGGUCGGUUCUUCCCGGAGAUUUGUCAGUGGGUUGGAGAAGAAACUUGACCCAAACAAACCAAGCAACUGGACUGGUUUCUAGUAUGUACUUACAAUUUUUCACAAGGUUCUUCAUUCCGUAGAUUGGCUGUUACAAACGAUUACUUGUUUUAUUCCAGUAAAAUGGGAAUGACUUUAAUUCUUUAUUUGUUGGGUGGAUCAGUUGAAUAGUUUUCUCUUUUUUUUAAUUACAAGCACUUUUCUUAGAAAUUU